Messenger RNA from Rhinichthys klamathensis goyatoka, 2906 nucleotides. It is a transcript of the gene dlg4a, whose product is annotated as disks large homolog 4. Bases 447 to 2777 code for a protein of 776 amino acids. NCBI's taxonomy places the organism in Eukaryota, Metazoa, Chordata, Actinopteri, Cypriniformes, Leuciscidae. Gene Ontology annotation, cellular component: neuron projection; neuromuscular junction; postsynaptic density membrane. Gene Ontology annotation, molecular function: kinase binding. The record is from RefSeq and is a predicted model, not a curated record. Gene Ontology annotation, biological process: AMPA glutamate receptor clustering; postsynaptic neurotransmitter receptor diffusion trapping; chemical synaptic transmission. The transcript is spliced from 22 exons.
CUCUACAUCUUCAUCUUCUGCCGCUUCAGUCCGACUCCGUUCCCUCUUUCUUUUCUCCCCCUCUUCGUCACCUCUCGUAUCUGUACUCAUCCUCCCCUGCCCACCUCCUUUCAUCAGCUCGUAUCCUCUCUUCCAUCUAGUCUUUUUUUUGUCUCUCACCCCUCAUCGAUACGAACGCGCGUCCUUUCCUCGUUUGCUAAAUCCUGAAGCCUCUCUCUCUUUCUCUCUCUCUCCGUCCCACCCCCUUCCUCUUUACGUUCCCCCCCUCCCUCCAUACUCUAUUUUCCUCAAUGCUGAAGUCAGUCAAAAGAGAUACGCUGAAGAAAAGCGGGGCGAACGGCGGGCGCUGAGAGAGAGAACGAGAGAAGGAGAGAAGCUGGAGGGAGAGAGGGGAGAGGGGGGAACGGGGGUUUGGAUACAUCUCCACCUGUCUUCUUCUCUCUGCCAUGGACUGCCUCUGCAUAGUGACCACAAAGAAAUAUCGGUAUCAGGAUGAAGAGACUCCGCCCCUGGAGCACAGCCCCGCCCACCUGGCUCACAGCAAGAGCGCCGAGAUGCUUCACAUGAGCGAUAAGAACCUGGCGGCCAUGGACUCCAUGCACAGUUACGCCCCACACACACACAUCUCACCAAUAAAGCCAGUGUUGCUGUCCUCUGGUCAGACCCCUCUGUACACGUCUGCGGUCUCCACACUGGCAAACUCUCCACCAGUAGUGGUGAAUACAGACACACUGGACGGCUCACCUUAUGUAAACGGAGCAGAAGGAGAGAUUGAAUAUGAGGAGAUUACGCUGGAAAGGGGGAACUCUGGGCUAGGCUUUAGUAUCGCGGGAGGGACUGAUAAUCCUCAUGUAGGAGACGAUCCCAGCAUCUUCAUCACCAAGAUCAUUCCUGGAGGAGCCGCCGCACAAGACGGGAGACUCAGAGUAAAUGACAGUAUUCUGUUUGUGAAUGACGUUGAUGUUCGGGAGGUGACCCACAGUCAGGCAGUGGAGGCCCUCAAAGAGGCGGGCGCUAUCGUCAGACUCUAUGUAUUACGCAGGAAACCCAUCGCUGAGAAAGUCACCGAACUCAAGCUCAUCAAAGGGCCAAAAGGGCUAGGCUUUAGUAUAGCGGGUGGUGUCGGUAACCAGCACAUCCCCGGUGACAACAGCAUUUAUGUCACAAAGAUCAUCGAGGGAGGGGCGGCUCAUAAGGACGGACGACUACAGAUCGGUGAUAAGAUACUGGCGGUGAAUAAUGUGUGUUUGGAGGACGUGAUGCAUGAGGAUGCGGUGGGUGCGCUGAAGAACACAGCAGAGGUCGUCUACCUCAGAGUGGCAAAGCCAAAUAACCUGUACCUUACCAACAACUACAACCCACCAGACCUCACUAGCACGUACUCUCCGCAUAUGGACGCGGACCUUGGACAUCCGAACUUCCUGGCCUCGGAUUACCCACAAGCCCUCACUCCCACCUCACCGAGCCGCUUUUCUCCUGUGCUGCAUGGCUUAAUGGGAGAUGACGACUUACCCAGGGACCCGAGGCGUGUUGUGAUCCACAGAGGAUCGACGGGUUUGGGGUUUAAUAUUGUUGGAGGAGAGGAUGGUGAGGGAAUAUUCAUCUCUUUCAUCCUGGCAGGAGGCCCUGCGGACCUGAGCGGAGAACUGCGCAAGGGAGAUCAAAUCUUGAGUGUGAAUGGAGUGGAUCUCCGGGUAGCUACACAUGAACAAGCAGCAGCUGCCUUGAAGAAUGCUGGACAGACUGUAACCAUCAUCGCUCAAUACAGGCCAGAAGAGUACAGUCGAUUUGAAGCUAAAAUUCAUGACCUCAGAGAGCAGUUGAUGAACAGCAGUAUGGGCUCUGGAACAACUACAUUACGAAGUAACCCAAAACGAGGGUUUUAUAUCAGGGCUCUGUUUGACUAUGAUAAGACUGCAGACUGUGGUUUCCUGAGUCAGGCCGUGGGCUUUCGGUUUGGAGAUGUGCUGCAUGUUUUGGACUGUGGAGAUGAAGAGUGGUGGCAGGCCUGCAGAGUCAGUCCUCAGGGGGAUGAAGAGGAGGUCGGCUUCAUCCCCAGCAAGAGGAGGGUUGAGAGAAAAGAGUGGUCGCGCUUGAAGUCACAAGAAAGGGACCGAAGUCGAGACAGUAUAGGCUCACAGGGAAGGGAAGAGGCAGUACGGAGUUACGAGACAGUUGCACAAGUGGAAGUGCACUACGCGAGGCCGAUCAUUAUUCUGGGCCCGGUGAAGGACCGAGUGAAUGAUGACCUGCUGUCUGAGUUCCCAGACAAGUUCGGCUCUUGUGUCCCUCAUACGACACGACCCAAGCGGGAAUAUGAGGUGGAUGGACGGGACUACCAUUUUGUGUCGUCGCGGGAACAGAUGGAGAAAGACAUUCAGAACCAUCGUUUCAUUGAGGCGGGCCAGUACAACAGUCACCUGUACGGGACCAGCGUUCAGAGCGUGCGAGAGGUGGCAGAACAGCAGGGAAAGCACUGUAUUCUGGAUGUGUCCGCAAACGCAGUUCGUAGACUACAGGCUGCACAGCUUCACCCAAUCGCCAUCUUCGUACGGCCCAAAUCACUGGAGAACGUCCUAGAGAUCAACACACGUUUAACCGAGGAACAAGCCAGGAAAGGGAUGGACCGCGCGAUUAAACUGGAGCAAGAUUUCCUGGAGUGCUUCUCUGCGAUCGUGGAGGGCGACAGCUUCGAGGAGGUUUAUCACAAGGUGAAAACUGUGAUCGAGGAGCAGUCAGGGCCUUAUAUCUGGAUUCCCACCAGGGAGCGUCUGUGAGAGUCCAUCCAGAGCCAAACCACCUCUCCCAGUCACCAUUCAGCCUGGACCGAGGACUCGACUCGCAGAGCUCACGAGAAACAGACAGAGAGAGAGAUGGGAAGAGUAGAAGAGAGGGAGGAAUCACAG